AUGUCCACCCAAUCCCCAAACCCGGGCUUCGUGCCAGAAUCAUGGAGUCUAUACAGUGUCGGUGCUCUAUUCAUUGUACUGCGAUUAUAUUCGAAAAUCCGACGAGUUGGGAUCAGAGGCCUUCAACUGGAUGAUGGCUUCAUCGCCUUUGGUCUUUUCGCGUAUACAAUUUUAUGCAUUUCAUUCAAUGAAAUGGCAACUGGAGGAGGGUCCAACUUGAUGACGGCAGAAGAAGAAGCAGCCCUCACCCCCGAAAUCAUAAGACAACGUGUGCAUGGAAGCAAAUGGGUCUUUGUAUCGGAGCAUGCUAUGCUACUCACCAUUUGGAGCAUGAAAGCUGCCAUGCUCAUACUGUACACCAGAAUCACUGAUGGCCUCCGAGCGCGAAAAUUGCUCAACGGCGUGAUGAUUUGGGUGGUGUUGGCAUUUAUUGGUGACGAGCUGGCGUUGUUCCUCAUCUGUCGACCUCUCUCUCAAUAUUGGGCUGUCCCACCCACGAACGCACAAUGUUCGUCCUACGAGUAUUACCAGAUCGUCAAUGCGGUCUUCAACAUCUCUACCGACAUCAUGAUCCUCGCGAUCGGUAUACCUCCAGUGCUCAAUGCCCGCCUUUCUCUCCAGCAAAAGGGUAUCCUUGGUGUCAUUUUUGGCAUGGGAACCUUCGUCAUCAUCGCUGCAGUUUUGCGAGCAAUAUACUGUCUCGUCCCAUCGCUCAUAUCAUAUGUCUACAUGAAUUGGUACUUUCGCGAAGCUUCGGUUGCCGUCUACGUCACAACGCUACCUGGAAUAUGGGUUUUCCUCCGUGAGAUCUUCCCCAUCUUGUCCAAGAUCGGCACCAGCAGAAAGGGUACGAAGCCCACCUCUCAGGGAAACACGAACAAUUGGGGUAAUCACUCUGUCAAACCUUCACGCAACACGAACUUGGAUUUUUCCAAGGAGUAUGAUCUGGACUUGGACACAUACCCCAUCAGCAAGUCGAUGGUAACAACUUCGGAACAAGAACUUGAGCGAGGAGGACUGGAUGUUGUCCAUGGAGAUGGCUCUUCCACCAGCUCCGGUCGCUACGACCGAGCCGUGAACGAGAUUCGAAGAGAUGUCACAUUUACCGUCGAGCACAUGGAGAUGGACAAACGUUGA
Messenger RNA from Exophiala bonariae, 1137 nucleotides. RefSeq lists its product as uncharacterized. The transcript is spliced from 4 exons. Lineage: Eukaryota; Fungi; Ascomycota; Eurotiomycetes; Chaetothyriales; Herpotrichiellaceae. The coding region runs from base 1 to 1137 and encodes 378 amino acids. The record is from RefSeq and is a predicted model, not a curated record.